Messenger RNA from Fraxinus pennsylvanica, 1860 nucleotides. The record is from the annotation of a GenBank genome assembly. Lineage: Eukaryota; Viridiplantae; Streptophyta; Magnoliopsida; Lamiales; Oleaceae.
AUGGCCUGCAACCUCUUCUUUCUUCCUCAUCACCCUUCCCCGUCCCCCCUCUUUCACCCGACCGCCGCCACCCCGUUCUGCCACCGCCACCAGCAGCCGCGUAUACCCUUCCUCCAAAAACUCUACACCAACAAACUGAACAACCCAUUUCCUUUCACGCCGCUUCAAGAACCUUCUUAUGAAAAUAAUAACAACGACAAAAACAACAAUAGAGGCGGUGGAGGAGGACGAGGAGCCGGUGGACGUGGCGACGGCUGGAACAACAAUUUCUUUAAUUUCAACCAAUACCCAUAUUUUCUUUUUCCUUUUUACUUAAAAUUUGAAAAACAACACGACCCAUUUACCUUAGCAGUUCAAGAACAUAUCUAUUUGUUCCUAGUUUCCGCUUCUGCUUCUAUUAGCUACUUCGUUUUUUCGUCCUCUGAGGCGCAAGCUAAAACUACUGACAAUGAAGGGAUUGUGUGUGAAAUCAAGGGUGGGAAGAAAGUUGAGCUUGUUCAGGAUUAUAAAAAGGAUGAAUUUAUUGUUCCAAAAACAAUUUGGUCGUGGGAUUGGGGUUCGAGAAGGAAAGAUUCGAAUUUCUCGAGUUUUGAGGAUGUUUGGAUGAAAUGUAGGGAAUUUGUUUUGGAUUUGAUGCUCCCCGAGGGAUUUCCCUCGAGUGUGACAAGUGAUUAUUUGGAGUAUUCUCUUUGGAGAGGGGUUCAGGGCAUUGCAUCACAGAUUAGCGGCGUGCUUGCUACUCAGUCUUUGCUUUAUGCGGUAGGAUUGGGGAAGGGAGCAAUUCCGACUGCGGCAGCUGUGAAUUGGGUUUUGAAGGAUGGCAUUGGUUAUCUCAGCAAGAUUUUAUUGUCAAAGUAUGGGAGACAUUUUGAUGUGAAUCCAAAGGGUUGGAGGUUAUUUGCAGAUCUACUAGAAAAUGCUGCCUAUGGAAUGGAGAUUUUGACCCCUGCUUUUCCACAUCUCUUCGUCCCAAUAGGUGCUGUUGCAGGAGCUGGAAGAUCGGCGGCAGCAUUAAUCCAGGCAGCUACCAGGAGUUGUUUCUAUGCCGGUUUUGCUGCUCAGAGGAAUUUUGCGGAGGUGAUUGCUAAAGGUGAAGCUCAAGGAAUGGUGAGCAAGUCCAUAGGAAUUAUGCUUGGCAUAGGGUUAGCUAGCUGCGUACAAUCUUCUGUGCCUCUUGCUCUUGCUUCUUUUGGUGUGGUUACUUGGAUCCACAUGUUUUGCAAUCUCAAGUCAUAUCAAUCAAUUCAACUAAGGACUUUAAAUCCAUAUCGUGCAAGUUUGGUCUUCAGUGAAUAUCUGCUCAGUGGUCUAGUACCUUCAGUUAGAGAGGUUAAUGCUGAGGAACCACUAUUUCCAGCCUUUCCGGAUUUGAAUAUGAAGCCUGCAUCUGAAGGACAAGCAGAAGUGCUAUCUGCUGAUGCCAAGGACGCAGCUGCUCAUAUUGAGUGCCGUUUACAACUAGGUUCCAAGCUCUCCGAUGUUCUUAAAAGCAGAGAAGAUGCUAUUGCACUUCUCAAUCUGUACAAAAAUGAAGGUUAUAUUCUGACAGAGCUUGAAGGAAGAUAUCAUGUGACACUAAAAGAAUGUUCCUCACCACAAGAUAUGCUCAAGUCAUUAUUUCAAGUCAACUAUCUGUAUUGGUUGGAGAGAAAUGCUGGAAUUAAAUCAAGUAGCACUCGUGAUGACUGCAGACCAGGAGGAAGGCUGCAAAUAUCUUUAGAAUAUGUUCGACGGGAAUUCAACCAUGUUAAAAACGAUGGCGAAAUUGCAGGUUGGGUUGUUGAUGGUCUCAUCGCGAGGCCUUUACCUAAUAGAGUUGCCAUAGGUAAUGAAGCUGCAUCUCCUCCCGCUCUACGUUGA